Molecule: messenger RNA, 3847 nt
Organism: Ooceraea biroi (clonal raider ant)
Lineage: Eukaryota; Metazoa; Arthropoda; Insecta; Hymenoptera; Formicidae
Gene: Alg12
Product: Alg12 alpha-1,6-mannosyltransferase
Biological process (GO): protein N-linked glycosylation
Cellular component (GO): endoplasmic reticulum membrane
Molecular function (GO): alpha-1,6-mannosyltransferase activity
Source: RefSeq, a predicted model, not a curated record
CCCGGUUCGCAGCAACGUUCAUGGUGCGCGCCAGUGCCCGUCCAGUAAUGCCGCGGUGACGUGCUCCGGGAAGCCGUUCGUCCCUGUUUUUCAGCUCGUCAUGACACGCGGUGCAGGAGUUUAACAAGUGACAGCGUCUGCCCGGUGUGAGCGCAUCUCGGCGAUCAUGGAUCAGCUGAUUAUCCUGAUAUCGGCGGUGCAUUUGUUGUAUUGCCCGUUCACGAAAGUCGAGGAGAGCUUCAACUUGCAGGCGAUGCACGAUCUCCUCUACCACGGUUCUAAUCUGACGGAGUACGAUCAUCAUGAAUUUCCUGGUGUUGUAUCACGUUCUUUUUUGGGGCCUAUUAUAGUAUCCGGUAUUGCCUCGCCGAUAGUGGCAGGUAUCAAUUAUCUAAAGCUCAAUAAAUUUUUAGCUCAGUACGUGGUGAGAGCAACAUUGGGUUUACUGGUAAUAAUUACGCUCAAGCUGUACAGGCACGCUUUACAAAAUAUUUUUGGGCUACAAUUUACAAAAUGGUUUGUCGCCAUAACCGUGACACAGUACCACUUUAUGUACUAUCUCAGUCGUCCAUUGCCAAACAUAAUGGCUAUGCCUCUAGUGUUACUGGCCUUAUUUGGAUGGUUGAGACAAAAUCAUGUGAUAUUUAUCUGGUCAUCAGCUGCAGCGAUAAUAAUAUUCAGAACAGAACUCGCCAUACUCUUGGGACUAUUUCUUUUAUACGACAUAGCCAAUCAGAAACUUUCUAUGCUAAGACUAUUUAGAAUUGCGGUUCCAGCUGGUAUGUUGUUCUUAGCACUUACUGUUGCUACAGAUUCAAUAUUCUGGAGACGCUUAGUGUGGCCAGAAGGCGAAGUGUUUUAUUUCAACGCUAUUCUUAAUAAGAGCAGUGAAUGGGGUACAUCGCCAUUUUUAUGGUACUUUUAUUCGGCAUUACCGAGAGGUCUAGCACUUUCAUACUUUUUAAUUCCUCUCGGCAUAUUCUUGGAUGCUCGAGUUCGUGUGCUCACUGUUCCUGCUAUCACAUUCGUCAUAUUAUUUUCAUUUUUACCACAUAAAGAAUUGAGGUUUAUCAUAUAUGUAUUUCCGCUAUUAAAUGUGAGUGCAGCCGCUGCCUGCCACAGGAUAUGGGAAAACAGAGCAAAAACAACGUGGAAUGGUUUUUUAGCGCUAGUGGUCUUGGGUCAUCUCGUAUUAAAUACUGUAUUCUCCUUGUUUUUACUAUGCGUGGCUGGUUCUAAUUAUCCUGGAGGUCUGGCAAUUGCUCGACUACAUCGACUUGAGAGAGACUCGAUCGAACCAGUACACGUGCAUAUUGACGUGCUGACUGCGCAAACAGGAGUGUCAAGAUUCACGCAAACCAACAGUUCUUGGAUUUAUUCGAAACAAGAGAACCUGACUAUUGAUGAUCCUAAGAUGCUGCAGUUUACUCAUCUUCUGAUGGAGGCAAGAAGCAAAUAUUCUCCAAAUAUAAAACCUUAUCUCAAAACCUAUGAUAUUAUCGAUUCUGUCGAUGGGUUCUCGCAUAUAGCAUUAAAUUAUAACAUGUUACCUCCUAUUAAAAUUAAAACAAAACCUAGUAUAUUUAUUAUGAAGAGAAAAUCAAAUAUCAAGUACGAUCCUAGUAAGGCAAAAGCACGGGUUGCAAUGGAAGAUUUUCCAGAACAGAUAGAUAAUACAGAAAAUAUAGAGCUAAAACUGUCACAUGAAACAGCCAAGAUAAUGGAACCAAUGUUGGAGGACAUUCAAGAAUCAGAAGAAUUUGAAGGGCCAGAAGAAACUGGCGAACACGAGCGUUCAGACGUUGAGACUGAUCAAAUUAACGGGAUUACUGAAGAAGAAAUAAAAAAGAUCGAUAAUUUUGCAAACGUUGACAUGACGUUGUCUGUGGAAAAUACUACUGAAAUUAGUGACAUAGAUGAACCAUUGUCAAGUCUAAAAACUGAAGAAGAAGAAGAAUUUGAUUAUCAGGAAAAUUCCAAAGAUGUUACUGAUUUUAAUAAUGUCAAAUCUGACGAAACAUUUGGUGAAACUAAAAUUGAGAAGGGCAAAAUGAUUAAAGAAAGAUCGAAAAAUAGCUUGAAUCCGCAUCAAGAAAAUCAUGGCAUCAAAGGGAUGGUUAAAAAAAUUAUACAGGAGAAGAUGCUGGAAGUUAGACAAAAACGAGAAGUCAAUGAACGAGAAAUUAUGGAGCGUAUAAUAAAAUCAAUGAUGGAAAUGAGAACUGGAACAAUCGAUGAACCGGGAGUAAUGAAAAAGGGAUUAGAGGAAACGUCAGUUUAUACAGAUAAAUCAAAAGAGCCUACAAAGGAUGAGAGUAAGCAGAAAGUUAUCAGGACCAAGAACGUUACAUGGAAAGUGGAUAAAAUCAAAGUAAGGAAGCCUGUUGUUUUGGAACAAACUGCAAAGGAUAAAUAUACGACUAUGGAACAAAAAGAGGACGUUAUGGACAGGACGAUGAAAAAGAAUGCAAAGAUAGAAUCAAUACGUGAUAGAAUCAACACGGAUUCAUCGACAAAGCCGAUAAAUGUUAGGGAAAGCAUAAGAAAUAUAAUAAAUCAAUUUAAAGAAUUUGAAAAUGAUUUUAUACGCGAUGAUACUGAUUCAACACCAGUUGAUGACAUGAGCGAUGCAAAUCGUAUCCAAAAGGAGUCGCGAGAGAAAACAGACAACGCUAUGACGGAUCAUUUUGCGGAAGCUGAGGAUCAACUGGUAAUAAAAGAUGCUAAGAAAAGCCUUAAAGAAAUACUAGAUCAAUUUAGACAAAUUAAGCAUGAAUUAACUUCAGGAGAGGAUGAUCAAUUCGAUGAAAUCGCAGCUCAUUACUUGGAAUGGCCAAUCGCUGAGACUUUGCUGAAAUUUAGCGAAGCUUUAAAAUCUUUAAUGCAACGGAGAAAAAAGACCCCAUUGCAUGAACGUGAAAACAAUUUCUACGACGACGAGUCUCGUACGACGGUGUCGGAAAAUCAAGAAAAACUGAUGACGGAAGAAACUACGCAAACAGCAACGGAAUACGCGAAGACGGCGCAGACCGUUGAAAAUGACCACAAGAAUGAGAAAUCGAAAAUGACAGGAAUAAAGCCAAAAGAUACACAAGAGAGCGAUAUUGCAAAUGGACCCAUGCAUGAUUCUAAUGUAGUUUCUAACGCAAAUAAAUACGUCGAUACGCUAACAAGUACUGAAGACGUUUCAUUAAACGCUCAAAGAUACAAUCACGAUAUUUUGAAUAAUGUAAAUAAGGCUGACACUAUGAAGAAAGAAAGUUCACAGAAAAAUGGCGAGAAUAGUCAGACCGAUUAAAUGUUGCUUUAAGUAAUAUUUAAUUAUUAAAUGUUACUAGAGCGAAACAGAAAUUGUGCAAUUAUAUAACAUCAUGUAAAUACGUGUUUUUCCUGUGAUACUGAAGAGACAUUAUAUUUUUUAAUAUAUGCUCAUGCACUUACCAACACGGAAAGUCUAAAAGUUACUUUCUCGCAGCCUAUACGUGAGAUAUUUUCGCUAGCGCAAAAUAUUUCGACGGAAAUUAUUACGAUAAUUUCCCAUGUUACAUUUUUUAAUUUUAUAUGGAUCUCACUUUUUGGCUUUGGUCAAAAUGGUGUGCAUGUUAAAAAUAUAUAUAAACAUACAAGGUGCUGCUCAAACACAAAAAUGUUGCAUCCUAUUUCAUGCGUUUAACAUUUUAUUAUAUAUAUAUUGUACUAAAUUAGGUAUUCAAAAUUGGAAAUUUAAUUUAAGGUGAAUUAUAAAUUGCCAGUGUAAAAUUUAUUAUACAUCAUUAAUAGACAAAUAUUGAAUUUCCAUAUUAGUACCUGCAGAGCAAUCAAGUGCCUUAUGAAAUCUCUUCCAAAA